Capsella rubella is the source of this 2258-nucleotide messenger RNA. RefSeq names its product nucleolin 2. Gene Ontology annotation, biological process: mRNA splicing, via spliceosome. The transcript is spliced from 23 exons. The record is from RefSeq and is a predicted model, not a curated record. Bases 373 to 2085 code for a protein of 570 amino acids. NCBI's taxonomy places the organism in Eukaryota, Viridiplantae, Streptophyta, Magnoliopsida, Brassicales, Brassicaceae. Gene Ontology annotation, cellular component: U1 snRNP; U2-type prespliceosome; precatalytic spliceosome. Gene Ontology annotation, molecular function: mRNA binding; U1 snRNA binding.
CCCCAAACUACCCCUCUUAUUUUGUUUGAUCGAUCGAAUCGUAUCGGAGAUUAGAUUAGAGCUGGUCUCUUGGUUUAAAUCGGAAUUCAUGAAUCAGAUACAGAGAUUCCGACGGCGAUUACAUUGGAUUCUCCAAUUUUUUUUAAAAAAGAGAGAUAUGGUCCUCCAGUUAAAAAAGCCCAGCCCAGCCCAGCCCAGCCCAGCCCAAACCAGAGUCCUUAAUUCCUUAUUGUUAUUUCCUUUUCUCUUUUUUAUAUAAAUAGAAGAUUUAGCUUAGGGUUAUUUUUGAAUUAACAUUAUAUUGCUUGCUCCCAACUCUUCCCUGAAAGCGUAAACCGCUCUUUAAGCUAUUGUCAUCUUCUAUCCAUAUCCAUGGCCAAAGCUAAUUUAUUAGGUAAGCGAAAGCCUAAAGAUGAUUUGGAGACCAAACCCGUUCUCAAGAAACAUAAGAAAAAUUCCAAACACAAGGAGACAACCAAUGGAUCUGCUGAUAGUCUCCAGAAAGUUGAGUUGUCUGAACCAAAGUCUGAUCAGCCUAAUGUCAUCUCAGCCAAGGAAGCUGCCGUAAGAAAAAGGACGCUCUUUGUUGACAAUCUCCCUAACGAAACUAAUAUAUCAAAUAUCAUCGAUUUCUUCAAAGCUGUUGGAAAAGUUGUUCGUGUUCGACUUAUUGUAGACCUCAAGUGUAAGCUUGUGGGCUGCGGCUUUGUUGAGUUUUCUUCUGCUAACGAAGCAAAGAAGGUACUGCAAAGGAAGAACGGUGCAUAUUUGCAAGAUUAUAAGAUUGUUCUUAAUAUGGCUGAUAAGGGAGCUACACACCUUCCACCCAAGUAUUGCAUAGAUCACAAGGUUUGGAACAAAGACUACCUUCAACGAGAAAGCCUCUCUAUCAAAGAAGAUGAGACACCCAUUUUUGUUGAGGAAGUACUCUUUGUUGCCAAUCUCUCUCCCCAAACUAAUAUAUCAGAUAUCUUUACUUUCUUCAAUAAUGUUGAAGAAGUUGUUAGUGUUCGACUUAUUGUAAACCACGAGGGUAAGCAUGUGGGCUAUGGCUUUGUUGAGUUUGCUUCUGCUCAACAAGCAAAGAAGGUGCUGAAAAGGAAGAAUGGUAAAUAUUUACACGAUCAUAAGAUCUUUCUUAAUGUGGCUAAGACAGCUCCAUAUCCUCCACGACCCAAGUACAUCCUUGCAGAGAAGCUUUGUUAUGAAGACUACCUCCGACGAAGAAGCCUUCUGAAAAAAGAAGAUGGGACAGUGGAAAGACUUGAUGAAACUCCCGAUUUUACUGAGGCAGUUGCCGUAAGAAAAAAUACGCUAUUUGUUGCCCAUCUCUCUCGCAAAACUGAUAUAUCAGAUAUCAUCAAUCUGUUCAAAGAUGUUGGAGAAGUUGUUCAUGUUCGACUUAUUUUAAACCACAUUGGGAAGCAUGUGGGCUGUGCCUUUGUUGAGUUUGCUUCUGCUAACGAAGCUAAGAAGGCGCUGGAAAAGAAGAAUGGUGAAUCUUUGCACAAAUGCAAGAUUUUUCUUGAAGUGGCCAAGAUAGCUCCAUACCCUCCACCCAAGUAUUGCAUAGACCACAAGGUUUGGUAUGAAGACUACCUUCAACGAGAAAGCCUCCUGAUAGAAAAUGAGACAGUGGAGGGACUUGAUGAAACUCCCAAUUUAGUUGAGGAAGUUGAUGUGAGAAAAAAGACGCUCUUUGUUGCCAAUCUCUCUCGUAAAACUAAUAUAUCACAUAUCAUCAAAUUCUUCAAAGAUGUUGGAGAAGUUUCUCGUGUACGACUUAUUGUGAACCACAAGGGUGCGCAUGUGGGCUGUGGCUUUGUCGAGUUUGCUUCAGCUGACGAAGCAAAGAAGGCGCUGCAAACUAAGAUUGGUGAAACUUUGCGGCAUCGUAAUAUUUUUCUAGACGUGGCUGAGAUGGCUCCAUACCCUCUCCGACCCAAGUACAAUCUUGCAGAGAGGCUUUGGUCCGAACGAGAAAGCCUUCUGAGGAAAGAGAAGGCGAAAGAGGAGGAGAAAGAGAAGGUACCUGAGACGAAGAGAUUCUGGGGUACAAAGAUUACCUUCGCUUACGACGACUGAUAGAAGAAGAUGAAAAGCUCUUUGGUGUUUUAUACUUGUGACUACAAAAUGCAACUUACUACUUUAUUACAAAAUAAAACUUGUAACUAGAGUUGAGUUUUUUGUCUGAACGCUUUGUUGUUAAAACCAUUAUAUGAUUUGAACUGAUUUGGUUGUCAAGACUAUAGUUUUCA